This is a messenger RNA of Anopheles stephensi (Asian malaria mosquito), 652 nucleotides long. It is a transcript of the gene ND-13A, whose product is annotated as NADH dehydrogenase [ubiquinone] iron-sulfur protein 6, mitochondrial. Gene Ontology annotation, biological process: mitochondrial electron transport, NADH to ubiquinone. The record is from RefSeq and is a predicted model, not a curated record. The coding region runs from base 88 to 465 and encodes 125 amino acids. The transcript is spliced from 3 exons. NCBI's taxonomy places the organism in Eukaryota, Metazoa, Arthropoda, Insecta, Diptera, Culicidae.
CAAUCAGCUGCCAGUUCUUUCCAAAACCGUCUGUGUUCGGAAUAAAAACAACACAGCAAAUCAAUAGCAACACAAAUUCACGGCGGAAUGGCCUCACGGAUGAUUCUUUCGCCCGCACGCCGGCUGGCGAACGUGGUCAACUCGCGGUCCAUCAGCACACAGGUGUUGGCUGCCCGGUGCGCCACCAUUAAGGACGAAAUCACACACACUGGCCAGUACUACGAAGCGAACGACUACCGAAAUGCACGUUUCGUUAACGCUACCAAGGUGGUAAAUCCGAACUGGGCUAUCAAGCUGAUCGAUGAGACACCGAUUGUAAAGUCGGAACAGCGUGUGGUAUGCUGCGACGGUGGAACCGAUCCCGCUUUAGGCCAUCCCAAAGUAUACAUCAAUUUGGAUAAACCCGGUGCUCAUGCUUGUGGAUACUGUGGGCAGCGUUUUGAGAAGAUUGAUCAUCACCACUGAGCAGUGCUGGCUUGGUUGAUGGAUACCAUUGAUGCAACACAUGCUGCUUCGUUAAACCCUUUAGUCAAAUAAACGGAGGAUAUAAAACACACAAACGGUUCCCUUCCAAAACUAAUCCUCUGCGUGCCUAAGUUUCGUUUUAAUCUCGUUCUGAAUCUGUGUACAAUUAAAUACAGCUUGUCUAUCA